CAUAGCGAUGGAAACCGCGGAAAGCUGCCUGCGCAUGUCAAGACUAGCAACACACUCAGCCAGGGGGCGGCCCUGGAGAGGGGCGGCUCGAUCACCCAAUCACCUAGCGUCGAGGCUCCGCAGGCUCCAGGGGCGCGCUCCACGGAAGGGGUUCCCUCCCUCUGCACACCCUCCACCUCUGAGAUAGCCGGCCCUACCGGAGCUCCCGCCUCUUUUCCUACCCCUUGAGGACCUCCCCUGGCACCGGGGCCCCUGUGUACAAGACUGAAGUGGAACGAAUUCUGUAGCCUAGACGACGGCUGAAGUCGGGGCACGCCCAGCUGUAGAAGCCUGCCCCGCCGAAGGAGACUGAGCUCCUAAGUCUCGGGAGAUUGAAAUCGGAGUGUCGCCGUCCCUAGGAGAGCUUCAGAAACCGGAAAGAUGCCUGCCUUCAACAGAUUGCUUCCCCUUGCUUCUCUCGUGCUCAUCUACUGGGUCAGAGUCUGCUUCCCUGUGUGUGUGGAAGUACCCUCGGAGACAGAAGCCGUGCAGGGCAAUUCCAUGAAGCUGCGAUGCAUCUCCUGCAUGAAGAGGGAAGAGGUGGAGGCCACCACUGUGGUGGAGUGGUUCUACAGGCCUGAGGGCGGUAAAGAUUUCCUUAUCUAUGAGUAUCGAAAUGGCCAUCAGGAGGUGGAGAGCCCCUUCCAAGGUCGUCUUCAGUGGAAUGGGAGCAAAGACCUGCAGGAUGUGUCCAUCACUGUGCUCAAUGUCACUCUGAAUGACUCUGGCCUCUACACAUGCAACGUGUCCAGGGAAUUUGAAUUUGAGGCACACAGGCCUUUUGUGAAGACCACGAGACUAAUACCCCUGCGGGUCACUGAAGAGGAGGGAGAAGACUUCACCUCCGUGGUCUCGGAAAUCAUGAUGUAUAUCCUCCUGGUCUUCCUCACCUUGUGGCUGUUCAUCGAGAUGAUCUACUGCUACCGAAAGGUCUCCAAGGCCGAAGAGGCAGCCCAGGAAAAUGCGUCUGACUACCUUGCUAUCCCUUCAGAGAACAAGGAGAACUCUGUGGUACCCGUGGAGGAAUAAUGUGAUGUGAUUUGAGGUGAUCUGAGCACUGAGAGACUGGAUAUCCUCAGUUCAGUGAUGUCAGCUGCAUCAGGAAGUGCCCCAGGAGUCCCAAAGCACCCAUCUUUCUGUUCGUCUUUCACCCAACCAACUGUGAGAUUUCUACCUGACUUCCCAACUCUGUCAGAACUCUACACAUCUUGACCUUGCCUGAACUGAAGAGCCAACAUCUCUACAAGGACUAAACCUCAUCCUGUCCUUGCUUUCAACCAAGCAGCUCCCAGUUUAACUACAGUUGUCCCCUUACGCUCCAAAUAACUUUAAAUACUGGAGAGUAAUAUUCCCUCUGCCCUAACUGUCUGCAAUUGGGUUGUUCUUCACUGCUUUAACAGGAUAGCUGUAUACCAGAAGGAAGCCCUGGUUAGUUGGUGUGAAAGCCAAAGCAUGCCGUGCACUUUGAUUCAUUGAAGUCAAGUUUUUGUAAGUCCAUGGACCUGCUUCUCAGAGCACCAGAAAGCAGCAUGCCCCUAGAGUUUCCGUGUGCACUUGGGAUGCUUUCUGGAGCUCAUUGUUUUGGGGCUACAUCUCCAUAAUCCCAAAGGCCUGGAGCAAACCCAAACUUCCAAUAAGUCAAGGAAUGAUCCAGGACAAUUUUAGUACAUCUUGAAAUGGAUACAACAUACUCCUGAUAUUGAAAACAUGGAUGACUGUCCUUUCUGGAUUGAAAUUCCUCCGUUCUUCUUUUUUCAAUGUCUAUGGAUCAGUAUUAUUCCUCAUUUUACAGGAGGCAGCUGAGACUCACACAGGACUGAAUGGGACAUGUAGGGGAUUAAACUGGACUAGAGAUGAGAUUGCCAUGCUGCCAACCUCACGAUCUCUGUGAUGAAAGAUGUUUUUGAAGACUCUGAUAUUCAGUUUGGCUACAGCCAUGCCACUUGCCCAGCAGAGGCUAACUAUGAUAGACUCCAGGAACUGGAAACCAGGCAAGAAAACACAGAUGGCAUGAGAUAGACCUGCAGAAUUUCACAUAAAGAUUUGUGAAUUUGAAGCAUCCUCCAGAAGAGACAGAACCUGAGAGCAACAUCUAUAUGAAAAAAAAAAUGGUUUUAGUCUGAGAUGGAUGAUGAACGAAGUGACAGAAAUGGGUGUGUAGCUUCUAAUUACCUCACCUGUAUAUCUGUAAUGUUUGGGUAUCUGGUGUUUGAAGAGCCCCACUCCCACCUCCAGGAAACAUAGGAACAGUGAGAACAUGUUUAGUCAAUAUCUCAUUUUAAUGAUUGUUCUAAGUGCAAUAUUCUUUAGCCCCUAUAGACAGCAAGGGCAAAAGGCCUUAUGGUGUAUAAAAAGAUGAAAGUGAGAUUCAAUAAGAGAAAUGUCCACAGAUCUGGGAGAUCUGUAAAAGAGACCAUUCUCUGCUCCCACUGGGCUUUGUAGGACAAGCUCACUUUUCACCCCUCCCAUCACUGGGGCAUACUUGAAACAAGACCCUCAACAUAUAUGAAAGAGUCUAAUUUUGUUGCAGAAAAUUUUGCAAUAAAUUCAAGACCCUUCUUCUCAUCAGUUAAUUUUCCACCCCAUACUUCUGAAAUAAAAGAGCUAACAGACUUUUUUUUUUUUUUACAACUAGGAAAAUAGACUUGAAUUAAUGCCACAGGCUAGUUGUUGGCAGCAAACCUUUCUGUGAAAGGCAGUCAUUUGAAAGGCAGUCAUUUCCUCCAUCAUACUUUCUGCUUGACCAUGCAUCUAAUUCGUGACUAGGUAGUACGUGUAACUGCCUUUCCUGUUCCUAAAAAGAAUUUCAACCUGUAUACCAGAAUUCUGAGUGUUUAUAAUGAAGCUGAAUGAUCCCAAUCAUGUGUCCCUUACAAGACAGUUCCUCUUCUCUGUUCCCUUUUUCUAAAAUCUCAGUUCUUCUCGUUCUUGGUUCCUUCAUUACACCUAUAGAGCUUGAAAGGCAUUUUGACUCUGAUUCUUUCGUCUCUCCUCUACAAGUGCUCCAGUGAUAUGAAUGCUAUUAAUAUUCAGUGUUACAAUGAAGAAACGGGGGUCCUCUGACAUAAAAAAGCUUUACCAAAUCACCAGGUCACAGAGCCUGCUGUACUCAGAGAGCUAGAAUCCUGGUCUUCCCACUCCAUCUCACUUCGCUUCCCAGUUUUACCACUUAACCAGCUUUCUUCCCUCGCCCUCCACGCCUCAUCUUUUUUCCCCUUGCUCCUGUCCAGCUCUUUUCUUCACUGUCCCCUAAGCUUCUUAUUCUUCAGCUUCUUUACCCUUUCCUUCUUUGUGGAUGCUAGACACAUGCUUUGGGAGUCCAUCCCACUCUAUUUUUGUCUAGUUUGUAAGUACGUGGUUUAUCCAGAAUCACAAUUGAACUUCCUUAUGGAAGAUCAUGGUCAUAGCCUACAAGGUGCGGCACUCACCAGCUUACUUAAAAUGUUCACCAUUUCCAUUUCUUCCCAUAUUUUGACUUAGAGUCCCAGACUAGACGUGUGCAGCUCUGGAGCAUUUUCUGGUGUGCUAUUCCUGACUAAAGGGCUUAGAAGAGUUCUCAAGGGCUAUAAUCAUUUAGAAACCCCAUCGUUUGUCUUGGUGCUGGGUAUUUCCCAUGGCUGAUCCUCAAUAAUUUACCGAAGGUCAAACUAGGCUAAGUCUGGUUUUCCCUUUCUUACUGCUUAACAGCUGUGACCUUGGUUACUCAACUCAGUUGGUCAAGAACGCAUCUUGCCCUGUUGACUUUUCCUGUCAGCUAGGUCUUGUAUCAAGCCCUAAUCCCUAAGUGGAAAUACUCAGUGCUUGUUUCUAUCUCAAGCUUCACCUUCAGUCUGUUUAUGCAUUGCUCUUUGGUUUCCCCACCCUCAAAUAGCUGCACAUACAAGCAUUCUUUUGAGUUCCUUGGUACACUCUAGACAUCAAACUAGAGUUACAAGUAAAAAUGGAAGUUUUCAGAGCAAGAUUAUGCUAAGCAAGACAGCAGUGAGGUGAAGAAAAGGAGACAGGGCUCAGGCAAUAGCUCAGUGGGUCAAGUGCUUGCCACACAAACAUGAGAGCCUGAGUGUGAUCUCCAGAAUCCACAGGGGCAGCCAGGCAUUGCAACACACACUGGUAAUCCCAGGGUGAGGAGGCAGAGACAGGAAGAUCUGUGGGCCUCGGGGCUUCACUAACCAGGUCACCUGGCCUAGAUGUCUUGGCAAGCUCCAGGUGAGUGUGAGACCCCAUCUCAACAAACAAAAUCCCAACAAGGUGGAUGGUGCCUUAGGAAUGACACCUAAGGUUGACUUCUGGCACACAAGAUCAAUAUGCAUACUACAUAAACGUGAACACACAGAGAGACAGAGAGAGAAUCCUUCUUCCUCUCAUGUCUGUCUUAUAAGAAACCCCUAGUUGUGUGGAUUCAGUGGCUGAAAAUGUAUCUAACUGUGACCUCGGUGUGCUUGCUUACCGGGCUCAUCAUCUACCCACUACACUGUUCAGCACUCUCUCUGUGUCAAGUACCAGAUUGGUACCAGGCUCUAAAUAGACCCCAUGAUCUUAGGUCUAUACAAGUCUGCAUGCGUGUGUGUCUGUGUGUGCAUACACUCGGGCACAGGCACGUGAUUCCAAUAAAAAUCUCUGUUCAUGUCAUGUCUCCGAAGACCACUUGCUCUCGGUUUGCUCUGCUUACAGCUUGUGGCUGCUGCCCACCCUGGCUCCUGCUAGCACACAGUCUGCCCGACUUCUGGCACCCAAGAAACUAACCUCAGAGAAUAAACAGUACUCAAAAGUCUAAAACGAAACAUGCUAGAUGUGGGAUCCAGCCUUUCAGUCUUUCCUUUUUCUCCUCUACACAAAUACAAAAGAAUGCAAGAGAAGCGCUUUCUUGCUCAGCAUCACACAUUUCCUAACCAGGUGGGGAGAUGCUAACUGAAGGGAAGAUCUAACGUAAUGAAGGCCCAGGUGGCUUCACUGUAGAGAGCAUAAGGGCAAAGCUGUCUUUCAGUUAUCUAGCCUCCUAAAGGGGCCAAGAGCCUCUAAAGGGGAAAGCAUAGCAAGAAACAAGUGAGGAUUCAGUACACCACAGUUGUUGUGUAUUGGGGGGAGGGGUUGGAGACCCCUGAACCCCUGGUUUUCCCCUGUAACCAUGGCUGCCCUGGAACUUGAUCUGUACACCAGGCUAACCUCAGAACUCAGAGAUCCCCCUGCCUCUCAAGGGCUGGGUGUAACAGCGUGCACCACCACACCUGGCUCUACCGAACUCUUACAACAAUGCUGAUUAAGACUGAAAAUGGGGCUAGAGAGAUGGCUUAGUGGUUAAGGGUGUUUGUGGCUCUUCCAGAAGACCCCAGUUUAACUCCCAGUACCCAUGUCACUUGGCUCCCAAUCACCUGUAACUCCAGCUCCUGCGGAUCUGAUACCCUUUUAGGCCAAUGAAGGCACCUGUACUUACAAGCACACAAACCUGGACAUAAUACACACAAUUAAAAAUAAAUCUUUUAAAAAUA
This is a messenger RNA of Meriones unguiculatus (Mongolian gerbil), 5525 nucleotides long. RefSeq names its product sodium voltage-gated channel beta subunit 3 (gene Scn3b). The transcript is spliced from 7 exons. The record is from RefSeq and is a predicted model, not a curated record. Lineage: Eukaryota; Metazoa; Chordata; Mammalia; Rodentia; Muridae. Gene Ontology annotation, biological process: ventricular cardiac muscle cell action potential; sodium ion transport; regulation of heart rate by cardiac conduction. The coding region runs from base 421 to 1068 and encodes 215 amino acids. Gene Ontology annotation, cellular component: voltage-gated sodium channel complex. Gene Ontology annotation, molecular function: sodium channel regulator activity.